Molecule: messenger RNA, 5569 nt
Organism: Bicyclus anynana (squinting bush brown)
Lineage: Eukaryota; Metazoa; Arthropoda; Insecta; Lepidoptera; Nymphalidae
Product: nuclear pore complex protein DDB_G0274915
Exons: 3
Coding region: 102-5015 (1637 amino acids)
Source: RefSeq, a predicted model, not a curated record
AUCUGUGUGUAAGAUCCUGGGCACGUUUUUUUAGAUGAGUUUUGAGCCGGUAUAAAUAGCAAAUAUGAGUCUACUAUGGCUUCAGUGUGUGGUGGACUCUCAUGGUGGCAGCUUCCUCCUGGAUUGUAAUUAUGAAAUUGGUCAUCUUCGCCGCUUUAGUAGCGGCGUGCUGUGCCGCUGAGCUCGACCGAACAUACCUGCCGCCCGCCUCCGCACAAACCGACGAGCGCAAAGUCCCGACACUCUUCAACUCUCUGCUGAACGUCAACAACGUCAACUAUCUACUCCCAGGACUACCAGCGCCCUUCCCAAGGACCAACGAGAACAUCCCCCAGGGAGUGCCUGUGGGCAGCUACGAGAAUGACCACCAGGGAGUAGUGGUGGAGGCCGCGGCCCCCGGGACGAGGGCGUCCAACCAACCGACCGGCCUCGGCGGCUCCAGGGAUAACUACGGUUCAACCGAUUCCAAAGUAGGAGCGGCUGCGUUCAGAGGAACUAAAAAUGACAACAAGCCCACAAACGGGAACAGAUCUCCCCAAGGACCCAAACAAACUGCAGGGCAAAAUUCCGAGGAUGACUUCAAACUAAUAAAAGACACCAUAUCGCCCAUAAAAUUCCGUGUAAAUCCCAAGGACAAAUCCACCAGUUACUCUUACGGGUUCGAAACUGAGAACGGUAUUAAAAUAGCUGCAGGUGGCGCAGGUGGGGAAAGGUCGGGGAUGAGAUCCGAGGGCAGCUUCUCGUACGUGGGCGACGACGGGAAGGUGUACGCCAUCACCUACACGGCCGACAAGGGCGGAUUCCGCCCCCAGGGCGCGCACCUGCCCACGCCGCCGCCCGUGCCCGCUGAGAUCGCCGAGUCCUUGCAACAGAACGCCGAGGACGAAGCCAACGGGAUAUUUGACGAUGGCUCUUACGACGCUCAGAAGUACAAUGCGGAGGAGGAUUACACUCAAAGUGACGCUAAUGGAGAUUAUAACGACAGACAAUCGAAUCAAUUUGGUGUACGGCCUGGAUUCGGUGCCGGUAUUGACACACACAUUAAUCAAGCGUAUCAAGGCUUUGUCAGCCCAAAUGUUCAAGGUCAAUUCAGUCCGUACUUCUCGGCACCUGCAGGCGCCACCUUUACAUCAGGUGGUACUAGAUUUGGUGAUAUAAAACCGUGGGAUAAAUUGCCAUUCCAAUUUAGGCAGCCCGCAUUAAACUUCGGUAGUAAUGCGUUCAUCAAUCAAGGUCAGCAAGGCUUCUUGCGACCAACCGUUCAAGGACAGUUGCAUAAUGCUUUUGGAUCACAGUUCCAAUAUUUACCCCCUAUAAAUGUUCAGGAUUCAAAACCUUUCCAAGGGAACGUUAUUAAUAACUUUAAAAAACAACCGUCAUUUUUAGGGCAAAAUGUGCAAAUUCAGACAUCUGAAGGUCAGUCAUCUCAAUCCCAAUAUUUACCUCCUAAAAACGCGAAUGUUCAGAAUUUAAAACCAUUUCAAGAAAAGAAUUCCUCUAGAGACGUCGUUAAUAAUAACUUUAACAACGCCCCGUCAUUUUCAGAGCAAAACAUGCAAAAUCAGGCAUAUGCUGGAAAACCAUUUACAACCCAAAUAAAACCAAGUUCUUCUGAAGCAGCUACUGCUGGUCAAGGGUUUCAAAACACUCAAGUAAUACCAUUGAAUCAAGACUCUUCUGGUUUAAAUAGUCCUUAUAAUAAUGUAAACGCUCCUCAAGAACAAAUUUUCCAGAGCGGUUCAUUAAUUCCUGACAAAGAUUCAUUAUCUUUACUAUCUCCUAAUAUUAAUAAUAAAAUUAUGUUUAACCAAGAAAAAAUAAAGAAUCCUCAAAGUCAAGGCACAAAUGGUCAAACAAUUUUGCCAAAUUCAGGUGAGAGUAAAGACGAAAACACAAAUACGGACUUUAGUAACGUAUUCAGUUUCAGUAGUUCCACUCAAGCUUUACCAACUAAACAGCCAGAACUCUCUCUUACUACCCCGCUUGAAAAUCAGCAGGUACAAACCAAUAGUGCUUUCUCAGAACUUGGUGCAACAUUUAUUGAUCCUCAACCACAAAAGCCUAAUUCUGUUAACUUUGGCAACGCACAAUCUUUCUUAUCCAAUAAUUAUAAUCAGCAGACAAGUGGUCAUUAUAGUAGUUCUCUUCCUGAGCAAUCUCAGGGCCCUGACAGUUCUUACGUUUACAAUAAACCGAUAAAGCCAUUCAACUCACUGCUACCUCAACCAAAUUCAAAUACAGUUUCCAGUGUAUUUCCUAGUCAAUUUAAUAGCGCAACGAAACCAAUUGAGUCUAUACCUGUAAAUAGACCUGAUAGCUCUUUAAUUUCCACUCCAUAUGAAGGUUCGACUGGAUCUACCAAAUAUCCUCAACCAACUUUGAAUCCGAUUUCGCCUACUAUAGCAACAUCCAAAGAAAAGGAGCCUAUCUUCCAAAGUAAUGGUGCCACUCAGGUUUCAAUAUCAUCUUUACCAUUUAUUACACCAACAUCUCCAUCACAAACUACGUAUUCGAGCGAAAUUUAUGAAUACACUAAACCAGAUCAAGGGUUACCAAUUUCAAAUCAAGAAAAAAAUACACCUAACUCGGAAAAUAUAUCAGAAAAAGAAGAAAAACCUACAAGACCACAAUUUAAUGAACAGUCUAAUACACAAUUUGGUCAACGAUUUCCAACACCUAGUUCCUUGAUAUUCGGUCAACAAACGAUACCGUCUCGUUUCGGUAUUCAAACUGGCUCAUCAUUUGGAAGUAAGCCUAUUGUUCAACAACAAUUUGGGCUCCAGGAAACUUCUAAAGUGGAGGAGACCCUCACUAAAGACAUGCAGACAAGUUUCGCACUAAAACCAGUUCAUAAAGAAUUAGGUUCUCAGACAAGUUUUUCUUUUGGAACACAAUCCACACCACCUAACUUAAGCACGCAGAUAGUAAAUCAACAAACGACACAACCAGAAUCUGCUGUUCAAACAAGCUCAAUCUUCAGUGCAGUUACAAGUACAUCGUUUGAUGGACAAAGUAUACCUCCACGAUUUGGGGAUCAGGCAAACUCACUAUUAGGACCAAGGCCUACGCAAAGACAACCAGUCGAUCAGACAAAUGUUCCUUUUGGAUCUCAAACAACACCGUCGCAUACAUCUAGUAUAUCAUUUAAUCAAGGAAAGACACCAUCGUACAGCAGCUUAUCAUUCGGCACACCGUCACGAUUUGGCGCUCAGACUAGCUCAGUACUUGGACCUAAACCCAUUCAGUCACAAUUAACAGAACAAUCUAUCAACCCAUUUGGAUUACAAACAACGCCAUCCUCUAGUGUUAAACAAACAAGCACGUCACUUACACAACAAAAUUCAGCUUUGUUUUUUGGUAGUAGCUCAUUAUCUGGAACGCAGUCGCGAUUUGGAACUCAAACAAGCUUAACAACUGGACAAAAACCUACUCAGUCACAAUUAACUUUGCCAACUAAUUUAAUAUUUGGGUCAAAAACAAAACCAACUCGUUUGGAUGAACAAACCAGCUCAACAUUUGGGCAAAAGUUAAAUCAACAAGCAUCUUGUGGUGUAUGCGGCUUUUCGUCUGGCUUGAAAAUUUCACCAUCACGUUUUGUUGCACAAACAGGUACAUCACUAAAUCAACAAACGACACCAUCACCUUUUAGUAUUCCAUCGCGUUUCGGCGUGCAGGCAACCUUCGGUCAAAAACCCUCCCAAUCACCACUUGGUGCACAGAGCAUAACACCAUCUCGAUUUGGAACACGACCAAGUACAUCAUUUGGACAGCAUACAACACCUUCUAGAACUGGUAUACAAUCAAGUUCAACAUUUGGACAACAAUCUUCUUCACCCAUUUUCGGAGUUCAAACUAGUACAUUAUUUGGUCAAAAAACAACGCCACCAGCAUUUAAUGUUCAAACUAGUCAAACAUCAUAUUUCGGAAAACAAACAACAGCAUCACCUUUUGGUAUACCAACCAGCACUACAUUUGGACAGAAAAUACCACAGUUUGACGAGUACCCGUCUGAACAACAAUCAAAAGAUCAAUUUGGUAAUGAACAACAACAAAAUGAAAACUUUUCAGGACCAAAACAACAAAAUCAAUCUCAAAAAAUAAAUGAAAAAUUUGAAAUCCAAUCUUAUCCCAAGCCAACGACUAUUUCUCAGAAAGAAACAAUUGGUAGUGGUGAAAUCUACCAAUACAACAAACCAACUACACACUUUGCAGCUAGUGCAGGAAUCGUUCCGUCUAAAAUUUUUUCACAACAGUCUUUGUUCAAUGGUCCAUUAGACCAGCAAAAUAAUAAUAUUACUAAAAAAGAAGAAGAUGGAGCAACUUCUGGCCAAUCAGUAAAUCAACCUCAAGAACAAUUCGGUAAUAACCACUCAUUCCAAAUCGGCACGAAACCUAAUAUACAAUUAGGACUACAAACCGAACUAAUAACAGCUCAAAAACCACAUGUCAUCACACAGUUUGACCAACAGUCUACUACACAAUCCGAUCAAGAAACUUUCUCUAUCCCAGCGCAAAACUAUGGUUCUAGUCAAUCGAAUGUGCAGUCUCAAGUGUCGUUAUUUCCACGUUUUCCGGAACAAGAAAAACAAGAGGUAACUAAUGUACCUUUGGCCGAUAAUGAGUCCACGCAAUUUGUUGCACCCACAAGUCCAUCAGAACAAAACAACGAGAGUAAAGAAAUUACAAAUCCUCAAUUAACUUCAACCAGCCCAGACAAUACUGAAUUAAAUUCACAGAGUACUGUCGGUUUACAAAACAAAGAUCAGCAAUCGAAUACUCAAUCAGGUGAAAUAUACCAAUAUAAUAAACCCUCUCAGUCUUUACCUGUCCCGUCACUGUUAGCGAACAAUCGAUUCGGGCAAAACACACAGCAACCACAAUUUCCAGGGCAGUCUGAUGAAAUACAAAUAGACACAACAAAACCAAUCACUUCAUAUUCUUAUUCUCACAGAAUAACGAAAAGUUCAACUCAAACCAAUUGCCAACACAAAGUUCUGGUCAACAAUCAGAACUAACUCAGGGCGCUCUAACAAGCUCAAAGCCGAGCGCUUCUCGUCCAUCGUUUUAUAGCGCGUGCUGUACUGGAUCAAUAUCUAAUAACGGCCAAGCAUCAUUCCCUGGAAAAGUUACUGAUACACGUUUGAAUGCUAAUUUUGGAAGCAAUAAAGUUUUCAAUAAAAACGAUAAUCAUGGUUCUAAUGGAAGUGGCCUGAAAGACAAUAAGUCGACAGGUUUCCAAGAUUUUGGAGUUCAAAAGGACACCCCUACGGAAAACGCUAAGGGGGAGGAAUUCGGUGGACCGCGAGACCCUCCGAGAUUCGAUGAAACGGGCUAUCAUUAUUAAAUACGACAUUAACUUAAUUAGUCUCUGUGAAUAAAUACUCGUAGCGAUUUAUUGAUAGCAGUACUUAAAAUAAUAAUUAACUAGGUAAGAACUUUCUACAACGUGAUAAAACACUAAAAGUGUUGUGAGUCUAAAUAUAAUAAAUAUAGUAAUAAGGUGUGUAAAUAAACUGUAAAGCUUCCAGAUUUGUUCCUUGACAAGUAAAAAAUAAAAAACUAAAUAAUU